This is a messenger RNA of Paramecium pentaurelia, 997 nucleotides long. Lineage: Eukaryota; Ciliophora; Oligohymenophorea; Peniculida; Parameciidae. The record is from the annotation of a GenBank genome assembly.
AUGGUAAAAUAUUGCUAAAGUUGUAAUGUUUAGAAGGCAUUCAUGGUAAGACCAAAAACUGGAAAUCUGAUUUGCCAAAAUUGCUUUUUUUAAGCAUUUGAGGAUGAAAUUCAUCAUACAAUCAUAUCUAAUUAAAUGUUUAAACCUGGUGAAAAAAUUGCAAUUGCUGCUUCAGGAGGUAAAGAUUCAACAGUCUUAGUUCAUGUUAUUACUUUGUUAAAUAAGAAAUAUAAUUAUGGAUUGAAUUUAUACUUAUUAUCAAUUGAUGAAGGAAUCAAAGGAUAUAGAGAUGAUUCUUUAGAAACAGUUAAAUAGAAUUAAAUUACAUAUCAAUUAGAUUUAAGAAUCUUAUCAUAUAAAGAACUCUUUAAUUGGUCUAUGGAUGAGGUUGUUGCAUAAAUUGGUCUUAAUAAUAAUUGCACAUAUUGUGGAGUAUUUAGAAGACAAGCAUUAGAUAGAGGUGCAAUAUAAUUAGGAGUUGAUAAAAUCAUUACUGGACAUAAUGCAGAUGAUAUGGCAGAAACAUUUUUAAUGAAUCUAUUAAGAGGAGAUAUAUUUAGAUUACCAAAAUCAACUGCAAUUAUUACAGGAGAUGAUGGAGAUAAUGGAAUUGCUACAUUACCUAGAUGUAAACCAUUUAAAUACACUUAUGAAAAAGAAAUUGUUAUGUAUGCUCAUUAUAAAAAACUCAUUUAUUUCAGUACAGAAUGCACUUAUUCUCCUAAUGCAUUUAGAGGACAUGUUAGAGAAUUAAUUAAGAAUUUAGAAGCUAUAAGGUAUUAUCAUAUAUAAUAUAUUUUAUAGACCUAGUGCAGUAAUUGAUUUAAUUCAUUCUUGUGAAUAAUUAGAUGCUCCUAAUUAAAAUUAAAAAAUGCCAUAAAAGUAAUUAUGCUAAAAAUGCAAUUUAUUAUCAUCAAAUAAAAUUUGUAAGGCAUGUACAUUACUUGAAUCAUUAAAUUAAGGAAGAGCAAAAUAAAUUUUAUAAAUUUAAGAUUGA